AUGACGGAAAAGGACGUCUUUGUUAUAGUGUAUAAUGCAAUGAGCUUAGUCUUUAUACGAAACUUGCCGGAAGGAAGUAUUCUAGUAAAAGCUAUAAAACUUAUAUUAACAUCGGACUGGGUCCUUCUAAGCCUCCUUGGGAUUAGUACUGCCUUGUUAAGCUUUGGUAUGGAUGCAGUUUCCGACAAACUGAUAACUGAGAACUAUUUAUUAAUAGUGCAUUCAAAAUUUAUUCUGAAUUUAAGCAACAAAUAUAUAUUAAAAUAUUUGCUUUGGGUUGCUUGGCCAAUAUUUUUGGCGUCAGCUUCAAUUCUGUGGACUCAUUUCCUUUCAAAAAAUGCAAUAGGGUCUGGAAUUCCUGAAGUAAAAACUAUUUUAUUGGGCAGUGAUAUUAAAGGUUUUCUUACCUCAAGAGCUCUUUUGGCCACUUCAUUUGGACUUUGUCUUGCAGUUGGAAGUGGCCUUCCCGUUGGAAAAGAAGGGCCGUUUGUGCAUAUCGCGUGUAUAAUAGCUAAACUUUUGCUUUCUCUUCCGUUAUACAAGCAAUUUCGCAAGAAUAAAUCUUUUCUUCGCGAUACUUUGUCGGCAGCUUGCGCUGUUGGCGUGUCAAGCACCUUUGCUGCGCCCAUUGGUGGAGUUUUGUUCAGUAUUGAAGUAACAGCAAUAUAUUUUCCCGUGCGGAACUACUGGCGCGGAUUUUUUGCGGCAGUUUCUGGUUCAAUAGUCUUCAGAUUUUUUGCGUUCUGGUUUGCAGAUGAGAGAACUAUCACGGCUGUUUUUACCACCAAAUUCGAUCGUUUUCCUUAUGAUGCUCAGGAGCUCUUAGUUUUUCUACUUAUAGGAGCCUUCUCAGGCUUGUUUGCCGCGUUAUUUAUAUGCCUACACGCUAAAGUGGUUGAGCUCCCAAAAACUUUGAAUUUUUUUUCUGUCAAAGACCUAAAAAUAGCGAACUUCUUAUAUUCACUGUUGAUUGUAAUCGUUAUCAGUUCUCUUAAGUUUCCUCACUUAUUAGGGCCUUACAUGGGGCUCCCCUCAAAGGAAGUUAUAGACCAGUUAUUUGAUGAACAUUCGCUUGCCCAACAAGAUAUUUGGAAGUCACCAAACAUUUUUGCUAGCUUGUUUCUUUACUUUCUAUUGCAUUUUGUAUUUACUGCUUUCUCGGUAUCGCUUCCAUUUCCUGCUGGUGUUUUUGUCCCCGUAUUUACUAUUGGUGCUACUUUCGGUCGGCUGGUCGGUGAGAUUAUGUUAGCACUCUUUCCUAAUGGCAUUCAUAGUGAUGAAGAGAUUGGGAACAUAAUUCCUGGCGGUUAUGCAGUUGUUGGAGCGGCAGCAUUUUCUGCAGCGGUAACGCAUACUAUUUCAACGUCCGUUGUUGUAUUUGAGUUAACUGGUCAGAUAACUCAUAUAAUACCCGUAAUGUUGGCGGUUCUUAUUGCUGACGGGCUAGCACACGCACUUAAACCUAGUUUUUACGAGAGUAUGAUAAAACUGAAAAAGUUAUCAUAUUUGCCCAGUAUAUCAGGCUUUUAUAAAGGUCACCAUAAGUCAGCGGGGGAAGUAAUGAGGAAAGUUGAGUUUUAUAUUGAUGAAAACGCGACCAUCAAACACAUUUCGUACCUUCUUCAAAAUAGCAGUUUAUUGGACUAUCCACUUGUGACAUCCAAUUCCUUGAAUUUAAUUGGCACUAUAACAAGGCAAGCACUUGAAAACGUAAUUAAACUUAAAGUAAAGAGGCCUUUAAAAAAUGACUAUCGCUCUUACUGCAAUGAAACUGAUGAAAUGUUAUCAAGUGAGUCAGUUAUUGAACGAUCAAUUAAUUCGGACGACGAUAUUUUUAAUGAAACUUUAGACCUUUCUCUUGUCGAAAUAGAUGAUGCACCUAUCAGUAUUACGACCUCCACACCUUUGCUUAAGAUCCACCAAUUAUUUGGCGUUAUGAAUGUCACAGAAAUUUACGUAACCAAUUGCGCUACUCUCAUUGGAGUGAUAACUCUGGACGAAUUGGCUUCUGUUAUUAAAAAUUAGAUUACUUUACUGAGCCAUAACAAGGAAGCAUCAGGAUUUGAGUUAUAAACCUGUUGUCCCCAUUACUUGGACAACAAAUGCUAUUAAAAAUUUAUACCUAAAUAAAAACU
Zophobas morio is the source of this 2135-nucleotide messenger RNA. RefSeq names its product chloride channel protein 2-like. Lineage: Eukaryota; Metazoa; Arthropoda; Insecta; Coleoptera; Tenebrionidae. Gene Ontology annotation, molecular function: voltage-gated chloride channel activity. The transcript has 19 exons. Gene Ontology annotation, biological process: transmembrane transport; chloride transport. The record is from RefSeq and is a predicted model, not a curated record. Gene Ontology annotation, cellular component: plasma membrane. Bases 1 to 2025 code for a protein of 674 amino acids.